AGGGGAGGGAGUAGUGACUGAUGUCUAGCAAGAGCCCUUGGUAGGUAGACCCCACCAAGGCAUCCCCUAGACACCACCAUGUUCCUCUUCUCUCGUAAGACCAAGACCCCCAUCAGCACCUACACUGACUCCUACAGGGCUCCUACCUCCAUCAAGGAGGUCUAUAAGGACCCACCUCUGUGGGCCUGGGAGGCCAACAGGUUUGUGACGCCGGGCCUGACUCAGACCUCACAGCGCCACGUGGAUCCUGAUGCCCUGCAGAAGAUGGUCAAAUGUGCUGUGCAAGACUACAGCUAUAAGAAUGCCAUAGCAGGCCACCCCUACUUGCCUGAGAAGUACUGGCUUUCUCAGGAGGAAGCAGACAAAUGCAAUCCAAAUUACCUGUACGGUGACCGGUAUGCCACAUGGAGGACGGGACCUUACAACAGUGCCGGCUGGAACAAGUAUACCACCUGCCUUCCCCGGCUGCCUAAGGAAGCCGGGAUGGAGACUGUAGAUCGAGGAACGCCCUUGGAGUGCCCUCCGAAGCCGGAGCGGCUCAAUGCCUACGAGCGCGAGGUGGUGGUGAACAUGCUGAACUCGCUGUCAAGGAGCCAGCCGCUGCCUCAUAUCGCACCCCGAUGCGGGUGCGUCGACCCGCUGCCGGGCAGCCUGCCCUUUCAGGAUUACGAAAACCCCUGCUCCGGCCGACACUACUGUCUACGCGGGAUGGACUACUACGCCACCGGGGCGCCGUGCACCGAACGCCAGCUGCGGCCUCUGCGCCACCGGCAGCCGACUGUAAGGGGUGCAUCGCCCUGCGAACACCGAUCCGGAAUGCAGUGUGCUGUUACAACUCCCCCGCCAUCAUACUACCCAUAUCUGAACCUUAGAUGGGACACAAGUCACUUCAAGAAGUCUGGUGGUCCCCAGAGAAACAACUAUGUCGUCCAUCCUGAGUUUGUGUCUGAGACCUAUCCCGACUACCGCUGCUGGUAGAGCCCGGGCUGGCCGAGCUAAGAGGGU
This is a messenger RNA of Choloepus didactylus (southern two-toed sloth), 1005 nucleotides long. RefSeq names its product chromosome 10 C9orf24 homolog (gene SPMIP6). The transcript is spliced from 7 exons. The record is from RefSeq and is a predicted model, not a curated record. Gene Ontology annotation, cellular component: manchette; perinuclear region of cytoplasm. Lineage: Eukaryota; Metazoa; Chordata; Mammalia; Pilosa; Megalonychidae. The coding region runs from base 79 to 978 and encodes 299 amino acids. Gene Ontology annotation, molecular function: alpha-tubulin binding.